CAUCAGAAAGAAAUGGUAGGGUAUUCUAGAACAUACACAGCUCGGAACUCUCGGAAGCAGUUCAAAAACAGACGUUCAAGAGAAAGGAUUACUGUGCAAACAUAAUAUUCAAAUAUAAACAGUGAUUAGUAUAAUAUUGUUGAAGAAAAUUAUUUAUAAAUUUAAAGAGUUGUUUUGAUAAUUAUAAUGACGGCUAGUGUGCCAGCGAUUUUAAAAUUUUUAAGUAACAAUCAGGAUUAUCCAAUGAAUCAGAAUAUUAAUAUGGCCCAGAGGGCAAAGAAAAGACGAUUGGAUCAUUUGUCAUGGGAAGAAAAAGUACAAAGGAAAAAAUUGAAAAAUCGCGUGGCAGCACAGACAUCCCGUGACCGCAAGAAAGCCAAAAUGGAACAGAUGGAACAAGCCCUUCAGCAACUCUUCUCGCAGAACGAGGCUCUUUCCGCAGAAUGCGAAAACUUAAAAGUCACCAACCAGAGGUUGACCGAGGAGAACGCAGAGCUGUACAGUCGCCUGCAGGCGCCCUGUGAAAACUGCACCCAAAGCCGGACUGUCGAGUGUGAGGUCCAGAACGGAUCGACAGUAUCCACCCUUCAACCGCAAGGAAGGACCACACACUCAGCAGCGGCUUUGAACAAGCAGUCGGUAGCAGUCUUGGAAGAUCAUACUGACCUGCCUUCUCUACCGGAUCUCCUCGACGAACUCAACACCGAUGUCGACAUUAAUUCGCUGGAGCAACUUACGCAGAGCCUCCUUCAAGAUAUCGCCAGAGACUUGGAGACAGCUGCUCAGAAAACAGAUUGUCAAGAACCAGUCUGUAAUAGACAAGAGGGUCCUGGAGAGGUGGUGGGGACGGCAUCAACGGAGCUGGAAUCCGAUGGAGGUGACGUGUUAAACGAUAACAGGAAGUCACUGGAGAAAGACAUCUCCGAAUACCUUCUUUUACAUCACAACUACGCCGCUAAACCGCCUACUCAGAACGCUAGAAAACCGAAAACCAACCGGAGGAAACUGAAAGCAAUUAGACCAAAAGUAAACACAAACGUAUUGGAUAGAAAUAGAUUAGCCGUCGAUUUAAAUACGCCCGUAAUAAUAGCCGAGAAUGAUGUCAGUAGCAGCGACAUCCUUUAUGGCACUUACAGUGAAGACUCGAACAGCGUGACGAUCAUCGUCGAUGGUAACGGAAUUCCUAUUAGCGAAGCCGUUACUGAAAUCGUCUCAAAAGAUAAUCAAGAUGCUAGUGAUGACACGGUCGCUGCUGUUGAUAACAAUUUCUUGUCUGUUCCAACAAUUCUGGGAAACGUUUCUCCCAGAUCUACGAGUAGUUCUGAUAACGGCUACGAGUCUCUGGAUUCUCCGCAGAGUUUAUCAGACUUGGAUAUCUGGGAUCAAAGUGUAUCAGAAUUGUUUCCGUCCUUAUUUUAAUUGAGAAAAUUCCAAAACCGAACUGAUUUGUAAAUAUUUUAUAAAUUGUUUAUUUUAGGUUAAGGCUAAUUUAUUUUUGUACUUGAUAUGUAAUUAAGUUAUGUUUUAAUUUAUUUAGCAAAUAUAGUUGUGAUGUAAAGAA
This is a messenger RNA of Anoplophora glabripennis (Asian longhorned beetle), 1561 nucleotides long. RefSeq lists its product as uncharacterized. Gene Ontology annotation, molecular function: RNA polymerase II transcription regulatory region sequence-specific DNA binding; DNA-binding transcription factor activity, RNA polymerase II-specific. NCBI's taxonomy places the organism in Eukaryota, Metazoa, Arthropoda, Insecta, Coleoptera, Cerambycidae. Gene Ontology annotation, cellular component: nucleus. The record is from RefSeq and is a predicted model, not a curated record.